Peronospora matthiolae is the source of this 516-nucleotide messenger RNA. The record is from the annotation of a GenBank genome assembly. NCBI's taxonomy places the organism in Eukaryota, Oomycota, Peronosporomycetes, Peronosporales, Peronosporaceae.
AUGGGGUCGAGCAAAUUUCGACAGCGUAUUGCUCCACAGGAUGCCCAAGUUCCAGCAAAAACAGCGCGAUCUGUGAGAGCAAUCUAUGUGGAUAACGAGAGUAGUGGGUCCGACAGAGACUCUUGUGGAUCGGACUCCGACUCGGAUCGACGCAACGGGUAUAUGGCCACGGCUACGGAUUACGCUCAGAAGCCGAAUUGGCACAACGUGUACACAGCUACUGCUGCGGAUCGCGCUCUGAACCCGAUAGACCCAUUUGAAGUGAGCAAGUCGGUCACGAUUGCCACUACGAUCGUGGAAGGCCUCAAACAGUGUUGCGGACGUAAGGGGCAUCCUGCAGAAAAAUGCUACUACGUGUGUUACGUAUGCAAGGAAGUCCACGAGGAAAGAAAGUGCCCGAUGGAACGAUUUUACAACAUGAUCCGUCAGUGGUAUGUGCCCACCAAGCAUGCAGGGAUGUUGCCGGAACAAGUCGAGAAGAUGCUAAAUCAGGACGCUCGCCAGGUUGGAAUCUGA